Chroicocephalus ridibundus (black-headed gull) is the source of this 756-nucleotide messenger RNA. It is a transcript of the gene TSEN15, whose product is annotated as tRNA splicing endonuclease subunit 15. The record is from RefSeq and is a predicted model, not a curated record. The transcript has 4 exons. Bases 6 to 533 code for a protein of 175 amino acids. Gene Ontology annotation, molecular function: nucleic acid binding. Gene Ontology annotation, biological process: tRNA splicing, via endonucleolytic cleavage and ligation. NCBI's taxonomy places the organism in Eukaryota, Metazoa, Chordata, Aves, Charadriiformes, Laridae.
AGCGCAUGGAGCCGGCGGCCGGCCCGGCGGAGGGGGGCUGCGGCCCGGCGGGGGGCCAGAGGGGCUGGGCGGGGGGUGCCGGCGGCAACUGGAUGGCGACUCACCCCACGUUCACAGAAAUGAUGUCUCUCGAUAUAUCCGACAGCGCUCAGAUCUAUGCUGCGUUUGUGGUAUACCUGGACCUCCUGGAAGGGAGAAACUGGCAUGAAGUGAAGCAUGUCGGAGUAGCAGAACUGCAGCUUGUAUGCUUACACGCACGUGAAAAGGAACAGGACAGUCUCCAAGUGAUGGUGCCGGUACCUGUGCACAUAUCGUUAAGCCACGAGAGGAUAAGAGAAAUCUUGAAGAAAGCAUCUCUCCCACAAGAGGAUCCUGACACCCCACUGUCAGUUACCUUGGCCAUAGUUGAGUCAGAUUCCACUGUAGUCUACUAUAAAAUGACUGAUGGCUUUGUAAUGCCAGAUCCGCCCGACGGUACCGAGGAUGUGGACAAUAAACAGUGGAGAAAGAAAAGAAAGAACCUUUUCAAAUGAUGAAGACAAACAGACUUUUCUUGAACUACUGUCCUCAAACCUAAACAAAUCCAGGAACUUAUGUAUGUAAAUAAGAAAGCCUGCCUUCUGCAUAUCAAGCAUCUAUUCAGGGAGAAUGGAGGCUUGUGCAGCUGCACUGUAAUGAAAUGCCAUUUAAAGGAUGAAAUGGGUCAUGCUUUUGAGACAGAGUGCUCCUGACUAAUAAACAUACUUGUGAGAUGUU